Molecule: messenger RNA, 3180 nt
Organism: Brassica rapa (field mustard)
Lineage: Eukaryota; Viridiplantae; Streptophyta; Magnoliopsida; Brassicales; Brassicaceae
Molecular function (GO): nucleic acid binding; zinc ion binding
Source: RefSeq, a predicted model, not a curated record
AUUAGUUUAUAAAUAUUUUUUAUAUUUUUUAAUGAAACAUGUUUGAUUAUAUUUUUAUGAUAAAAGUGUUUAUAUUCUUAUUCUAAGAUAUUUUUCUACACAGUAGUCACUAAUGUUAAAAUGAGAAAAAUGGUGGAUAAGAUUAGGUCUAGCUUUUAACUUUUAGUUUUUUUUUGUUUUGGAAAAAGCUUUUAACUUUUAGUUACACACCCAUCCUUCUAUAUAUCUACUUCUUUUGUCUUAUUAAACAUUUAGUAAAAUAAUCACAUUACAUGUUUGUUAAUAUUAAAAAAAACAACUGCAACUGUGUUUUUCUAAAUGCAGCUCCAUGAUGGCUUAUGAUCUUUAUCAGCUUUUGGGUUUUAAAUUAGUAAACGGACACUGUGCUAUUUCAUGGCCUAUGAUCUUUAUCAACUCGUUAGUCUACAAACAUUAGAGUUAUUGCAAAUAUCAGAUCUCGAAUACAAAUGAAAUUUGGAUAUUUCAAGUACCUAAAAAUGUAUAAUGUUUGUUAGUAUAUAAAAGUGGUGCUGUUCUGAAUAAUUAUCGUUUCAUAAAUGCUUCUAUGUAUGGUAGUUUAAGAAAGACUCUCUUGACAAGAGAAGUUUCCACUUUCCACAAAAGAAGAUUAUGUAAACGAUUUACCUUACCAAAAGGCAACACAGCGGUUGAAAUGAAAUUAAAUGCUCAGGUACUUCUCUGUGGAAAAAAAAGAGCUCAGAUACUCUCCAUCUAAAAUUCAUUUUAUUUUUAUUUAUUUUUAAUUUGAAAUCUGACUAAAAACUCAAUAUCUAUACUAUAUUAAAAGGGAUAUAUGAGCUCCAUUGAGCAUGUCCACGUCAGCAUAAAAAAUCAACCAAUAGAGAAUUAGAUAUCCGCCACGUCAGACACUCCGUACGUGUCAUUUGGGCCUCGCAUUCUACAGGCCCGAUAAUUUCAGAAUCGAAAAGUACGGGAAGCCCGUGACUCGCUGAAGUUCCCUUUCCGCCAAGAACCAACCCUAAUUUAUCAAAAUCAACAAGAAGUAGACGAAGAAGAAGAAGAUAUUACAGUUUCCCAGAUUAAAGAAGAGCUCUACGAAGCUCUCGAAGGGAUCAAUAGAGGAGUUUUCGGAGUUAAAUCGGAUAAAAAAGCAGAGAUCGAGCGUCUGGUGAAGCUAUUAGAGUGUCGGAAUCCGACGCCGGAGCUGACCGGAGAGUUAGACAAGAUCGGAGGUUGCUGGAAACUCAUUUACAGUACAAUCACUGUGUUGGGCUCCAAAAGAACCAAGUUGGGUCUUCGAGACUUCGUCUCUCUCGGAGAUCUUCUUCAACAGAUCGACAUUGCUCUGGCAAAACGGUCCAUGUGUUGAAAUUCGAUGUCCGUGGACUGAAUCUGCACGACGGCGAGUUUAGAAUCAUCGCCAACUUCAAGAUAAUAUCCAAAUCGAGUGUUGAGAUAACAUAUGAAAGCUCGACAAUCAUGCCAGACAAGUUGAUGAACAUUUUCAAGAAGAACAUGAAUCUUCUCCUGGGAAUCUUCAACCCCGAGGGACUAUCAUGGAUCGUCAUAUUUAUGACGACUUUAGUGAAAUCUACAAGGAGUACACAAGUCCUCAAGUUACUGUAACCACCAAUGUCCAAGAAAAACCUAAACUUCCUGAAGAUAAAUGUGAUGAAGAAGAAGAGCAGCAGGAGCUCCCUGACCCCAACUCCGUACCAACUGAUUUCAUCAGCCGAGAGGCUAAGGUUUGGGAGGCUAAGUCCAAAGCCACUGAGAGGAACAGGAAGAAGAGGAAAGAAGAGGAAAUGAUCUGUAAGAUAUGUGGAGAGUCUGGUCAUUUCACACAGGGAUGUCCAUCGACUCUUGGUGCCAACAGAAAGUCUCAGGAGUUCCUUGAGAGGGUACCAGCUAGGGACAAGAACGUUAGAGAUUUGUUUACUGAGAAAGUUGUGGAAAGGAUUGAGAGCGAGACCGGCUGCAAGAUCAAAAUGGAUGACAAGUUCAUUAUCGUCAGUGGGAAGGACAGAUUAAUCUUAAGGAAAGGUUUGGAUGCUGUUCACAAGGUUAGAGAGGAAGGCGAGGCUAAAACUUCUUCUGCCUCUCACAGGAGCAGAUCCAGGUCGCCUAGAAGAACCUCUCUUGGUCCACCACCUCCACCGCGUGCUGCUCGAAACCCUGAACCACAGAGACAGCAGCACCUGCCAUCACAUGGAAAGUUCAAGUCCUACACAAACUAGGGAGCUGCUGAAUUCGCUGAAACAAGAUGAAUUCAUUGAUAUAUUCGUCGAUGCGGCUGAUUGAGUAGUUACUCGAGAUGUUGCAACCAUUUACCUUGCAGCCAGCAAUUGGAAUAUAGACCAAGCCUUCUCCUGUCUCGUGGAAGAGGAUAAAACAACGCCAGUUCAGGAGGAUUCAUAAGAAUUUGAAACCGGGAGCUCUUCUAGAGAUCCGCCUCUUCCAUCGAUGGGAUCAUUACCUUCACAAUCACAGUUUGAUGAUUCAUAUGUUUCAAGUGGCCCCACGGAGACACAAAAGUCACUUGAAGAGGGUGGUGAAGGAGACUUUACAGUGGCUAUUCCUGGCAUGGUGUCAUCUCAAGUGGAUGAUAAGGCUGUAUAGGAAGGUUCAAGCGCGGAAACAGUCCUUGAUCCUUUUGCUAACCGAGACAGGAGGACAACUGUGGAGACACAAACUGCGCCAAGUACUAUUAUGAUAUCUAUCAGAUUGGCAGAUGGGAUUGGGACAGCGCUGGAGCUAUUUUUUAGAUCAAACCAAACCAUAAGAGACAUCUGCAAUGCCAUUGACCAGCGAUAUCCAGAUAACGACGGGCUACGUUUUGCAAUCGGGGGAUGGAGUAGACUACAUGGAUUGGAAUGUAACUGUAUACAGAGUUUCUACUUAUGGUACAGUUCUCUUCCAGACCAAACCUUAGCCUUUGUUUUGGUGCAGUGUCCACUGACUGAUGAAACAGAGAAAGAGAGAGAUGGAAAGAGGAUUCAUAUAGACAUUGAAAAAGAUUCUUGCUUUGUAUAGGAUUAAAAAAUAGAACAGAGAAGCUUUGAUUCUGUAUAGUAUGAAACAAAAUGAAAACAUAUAGAUGUUGAAAAUGAUUCUUGCUUUGUAUAGGAUUAAAAAAUAGAACAGAGAAGCUUUGAUUCUGUAUAGUAUGUCAAGAUAAGAGGGCCAAAUUACAUUUCC